Nematolebias whitei (Rio pearlfish) is the source of this 2813-nucleotide messenger RNA. RefSeq names its product mediator complex subunit 24 (gene med24). Gene Ontology annotation, molecular function: transcription coregulator activity. Gene Ontology annotation, cellular component: mediator complex. Lineage: Eukaryota; Metazoa; Chordata; Actinopteri; Cyprinodontiformes; Rivulidae. The record is from RefSeq and is a predicted model, not a curated record.
CUGUCAUGGAAAAGCAGAGGAAUGUAUCGGGCUGUGUCGGGCCCUGCUGGGAGUGGUUGUGUGGCUGCUGCAGGGCUGUGCAUUUUACUGCGAGAAGCUGAGAGAACUGGGUCCAUCUGCCAGCACAGAGACCUGCCUCAACGCAUGCCAAGAAAGACUUCACAGCCUGAUGAGCAGCACCAAGAACAGAGCUCUGGUCCACAUUGCCCGGCUCGAAGACCAAGGUUCCUGGAGCAAUGUUGAACAAGCAGUGUUUAACUUGACAGAAGGCCUCGACAACAUCCCCAACCAAACGCUGAGGACCAAAUUAGAGGAAAGUUUGUCUCUAGUGAAAAGUAUUGCCCUGAUGCUUUCUGUACAAUGUGACCUGCCAGUCCGUGCCUCCUUCCCUUCAGUUCAUGCCUUCGUCAUGCUGGAGGGGACCAUGAAUUUGACUGGGGAGAUACAGCCAAUGGUCGAGCAGCUAAUGAUGAUUAAAAGAAUGCAGCAUAUUCCUGGUCCUCUUUUUGUUCUGGAGAUUUGGAAGGCCUGUUUCACUGGGCUCAUUGAGUCACCAGAGGGCACAGAGGAGCUGAAAUGGACCGCCUUCACCUUCCUCAAAAUCCCACAAGUUCUGCUCAGAUUAAAGAAAUAUCCCCAGGGUGACAAAGGGCAGGAUUUCAUGGAAGAUGUAAAUAUUGCCUUUCAAUACUUGCUUAAACUCACACCACUGUUGGACAAAGCAGAUCAGAGAUGCAACUGCGACUGCCUCGGCAUGCUUUUACAAGAGUGUAACAAGCUUGGACUGCUGUCGGAUUCAAAUACACAGAGCCUCACGUCAGAGCGGACUAUGGACAGGGAGUUUGUCCCAAGGAUAAAGACUGCAGAAAAUGCAAACAUCCAGCCUAACCCAGGCCUCAUCCUGAGAGCUGAGCCCACAGUCACCAAUAUUCUCAAGACCGUAGAUGCUGACCAUUCAAAGUCCCCUGAGGGCCUUCUUGGCGUUCUUGGACACAUGCUGUCGGGAAAGAGCCUAGAUCUGCUCCUGGCAGCAGCAGCAGCAACUGGGAAACUCAAAUCCUUUGCCAGAAAAUUUAUUAAGCUUAAUGAGUUUCCCAAGCACAUCACUGGCGAAGGAUCCAAGUCUGCAUCUGUACGAGCUCUGCUCUUUGACAUUUCCUUCCUCAUGCUCUGCCAUGUUGUGCAAACUUACGGUUCUGAGGUGAUCUUAUCAGAUCCCAGUCCCUCAGGAGAGACGCCUUUUUUUGAAACAUGGCUCCAGACGUGUAUGCCUGAAGAGGGCAAGACUCUGAACCCAGACCACCCCUGCUUCAGACCUGAGCCGGGAAAGGUGGAGAGCCUGGUGACCCUGCUGAACAACUCCUCAGAGAUGAAACUAGUUCAGGUGAAAUGGCAUGAAAUCUGCCUCAGCACUCCAGCAGCCAUAUUGGAGGUCCUCAAUGCAUGGGAGAACGGUGUGCUUUCUGUGGAGGCGGUCCAGAAGAUCACUGACAACAUCAAGGGGAAAGUAUGCAGCAUGGCUAUCAGUGCGGUGGCGUGGCUCGUGGCUCACGUCAGGAUGUUGGGAAGGGAUGAGAGGGAGAAGCCUCAGACGAUGAUCCGACAACUCGUGACUCCACACUAUGCAGAGAACACCCUACAGUUUUAUAACGAGCGCGUGGUCAUUAUGAGUUCCAUCAUGGAGCACAUGUGUGCAGAUGUUUUCCAACAAACGGGCGCCGUGCUGCGAGCCCCAUUGGAGGGCCAGGAGCCAAUCCCGUACCGCAACCUGCUGCCUACUAAAGAGCCCAUCCACAAGGCCCUCAGCCAGCAGUUUCAGGUGGUGCUGCGGAAAGGCUGGGUGGACAGUCAAGCUUUUCAUCUGUUCGAGAGCCUCCUCAACAUGGGAGGGGUCUUCUGGUUCACCAACAACCUGAUCAGAGAACUGUUGAAGGAAACACGACAGGAGUGGGCUAGUCGGGUCGUGGAGUUACUCUACAGCAUCUUCUGCUUGGACACUCAGCAGAUCACCCUGACGCUGCUGGGUACCAUCCUGCCCAACCUGCUCACUGACUCGGCCCACUGGCACAGCCUUUCUGACCCCCCUGGAAAGGCUUUGGCCAAGUUGUCUGUGUGGUGUGCGCUCAGCUCUUACUCCUCUCACCACAAAGGCCCCUUCUCAGCUCGUCAGCGAAAACGGCAGAGAGAAGACAUCGAGGACUACAACAGCCUCUUUCCUUUGGACGACACUCAGCCGUCUAAACUCAUGCGGCUGCUGAGUUCCAACGAAGACGAGCCUGCAGCUCUUUCCAGUCCAGGAGAUCGAUCCAUGAGCAGCUCCCUGUCUGCCUCCCAGCUUCACACCGUCAACAUGAGGGACCCGCUCAACCGAGUCCUGGCCAACCUUUUCCUCCUUUUUUCCUCCAUCUUGGGCUCCAAGAUGGCAGGGCCUCACACCCAGUUUGUGCAGAGUUUCGUGGAGGAAUGUGUGGAGUGCCUGGAGCAGGGAAGCCGCGGGAGCAUUCUGCAGUUCAUGCCUUUUACAAUGGUCUCUGAGCUGGUGAAGCUGCCUGCUUUGGCCAAACCUAAAGUUGUCCUGGCUAUCGCCGACCUGACUCUGCCACUGGGGAGGAGAGUUGCUGCCAAAGCCAUCGCUGCUCUGUGAGCUGUAACUUUCUGUCCCCUUCAGAGAGAAAUGAUCUCUGCUGAAACGGACGUGGGGUGAAAACUAAACCGAUUAUAAGGACUGCGUCGUCGUCAUAUCUCUUUUCUGGAACACUUUUUAAAUGUUUUUUAACACUUAUAGAGUUGUGUAAAAAUAUGUUUUUGAAUAA